AAAAAAAACAAAAACACAAAACAAUCAAUACAAAUGGCCGGUGUCCCAAUCCACGAUGAUGUUGUCGGUGACUUCAACGCAAUGAAAUUGAAGAAGGAAUCCCAAGCUAUCAAGUUUGGUAUGACUGCCAAGUUGGAUCAAGUUGUCGUUGUUGAAAAGCUUGCCUAUGGUACUUCAUAUGAUGAUUUCAUCAACUCCUUGCCAGAUAACGACUGUUUGUAUGCCGUCGUUGACUUCCACUACGAUAACGAAGAUGGUCACAGACAAAAGAUGAUCUUUAUCAAUUGGGCUCCAGUCAAGGCUCCAAUCAAGAAAAAGAUGGUCUAUGCUGCUACUAAACAAUCUGUUAAGGAUAAGUUGGUUGGUAUCUCCUUGGAAAUUCAAGCUACCGAUAAGUCAGAAGUUGAAGCUUCCGUUGUCAUUGAAAGAUGUAACGCCAUCUCCAAGUAAAUUUUUUCUACUACUAAAAAACAACAACACUAAAGUAAAAACACACGAGAGAUUUUGUAUCAUAA
Messenger RNA from Naegleria gruberi, 515 nucleotides. RefSeq names its product cofilin. Bases 34 to 450 code for a protein of 138 amino acids. Gene Ontology annotation, molecular function: actin filament binding. The transcript has a single exon. Gene Ontology annotation, cellular component: actin cytoskeleton; actin cortical patch; cytoplasm. The record is from RefSeq and is a predicted model, not a curated record. NCBI's taxonomy places the organism in Eukaryota, Heterolobosea, Eutetramitea, Acrasida, Naegleriidae. Gene Ontology annotation, biological process: actin filament severing; cell motility; actin filament depolymerization.